Messenger RNA from Scomber scombrus (Atlantic mackerel), 2021 nucleotides. RefSeq names its product 3-keto-steroid reductase/17-beta-hydroxysteroid dehydrogenase 7-like. NCBI's taxonomy places the organism in Eukaryota, Metazoa, Chordata, Actinopteri, Scombriformes, Scombridae. Gene Ontology annotation, cellular component: endoplasmic reticulum membrane. Bases 69 to 1088 code for a protein of 339 amino acids. The record is from RefSeq and is a predicted model, not a curated record. Gene Ontology annotation, biological process: cholesterol biosynthetic process. The transcript is spliced from 9 exons. Gene Ontology annotation, molecular function: estradiol 17-beta-dehydrogenase [NAD(P)+] activity; 5-alpha-androstane-3-beta,17-beta-diol dehydrogenase (NADP+) activity; 3-beta-hydroxysteroid 3-dehydrogenase (NADP+) activity.
UCUGUCGCCGGUCAGUCGGCUCUCUAAACCAGUUUCUUCUCACACAGAGCUGCUGUGAACAUUCCGACAUGGAGAGAAUUGUCAUUGUGACCGGCGCCAACAGCGGCAUUGGCCUGGCCUUGUGUGACAGGCUGCUUACUGUGGACAGCCAUCUCCGGCUUUGUCUGGCCUGCAGAAACAUGCAGCGGGCCCAUGCUGCCCGCUCCACCCUUCUGACCUCUCACCCUGAUGCCCGUGUGGACGUAGUGCACCUUGAUGUGGGCUCUGUGCAGUCAGUGCUCACUGCUGCGCAGGAAGUCCAGUCCAGGUACAGCAGAAUAGACUUUCUGUAUCUUAAUGCGGGAAUUAUGCCUAAUCCACAAGUGGAUAUCAAAGCCUUAUUCAAAGGCCUGUUUUCCAGGAAUGUCAUCAACAUGUUUGCAACAGCAGAGGGUCUCUUAACUCAACAGGACCGCCUCAACUCAGAUGGCCUGCAGGAGGUUUUUGCCACCAACCUCUUUGGUCAUUUUCUACUGAUUAAGGAGCUGGAGCCUCUUCUGUGUCAGCCAAGUCACACGUCAAGAAUAGUGUGGACCUCCUCGAGUAACGCCCGCCGCUCUGCCUUUAGCAUGGACGACAUCCAGCACACACACGGCACAGAACCUUACAGCUCCUCCAAGUACGCUUCAGACCUGCUCAGUCUGGCGCUCAACAGACACAAGAACAGCCAGGGGCUUUUCUCCUCUGUUGUAUGUCCCGGGCUGGUGAUGACCAAUCUAACCUACGGUAUCCUCCCCUCCUUUUUCUGGACUCUCAUCAUGCCCAUCAUGUUUCUGAUCCGAAUCUUUACCAACACAUUCACACUCACACCACACAACGGAGCAGAGGCUUUGCACUGGCUGUUCCUUCAAAAGCCAGAAUCUCUGGAUCCGAGGGCAAAGUAUCACAGUUUAACAUCAGGACUUGGGACAAACUAUACUCAGCCUCGACAGAUGGACGUUGACGAUGGCAUGUCAGAGGUGCUUUAUGAGAAACUUCUUGAACUUGAAAAAGGGGUCAGAAGGAAACUGACUGAAAGAAACGCUGAUAAGGAAACUCAUGGACAGUAACUGAAUGGUAGAGUAGAGAGUUUACUAUUUGGAAAUGGACAGUGUGCACUUUGUGAUAAGAAACAUCAACAGUGCUCUUUGUUAUUUCAUGCUUGCAAGUAAUGCUGUUGAAAUAUGGGUUUGCACAACCAUACUUCUACCACGGCUUUGAUCUGUUUCAUGUCAUCAGUCAUUUUGUUAGCUGCAGGAGCACAGCCAAGUCUGUUCCCAAAGCUACUUGGUUACCACAAUAAUAUUAAAAUCAGCAUCAAUUUACAGAGAAACACUACAAGAAACCAUUUUUGUGAUAAUAGAAAAGGGACGAGGUUUGUUCUUAUACUUUCAUGUCUAAUUUCAAAGAUGUAUUUAUAUGUAAAUUGAUUAUAAUUGUGCUGCUAUUGAUCUUUUUAUAUGAUUCUUAUAUUUGUGAAUCUCAGUCAUUUAUUGAUGAGACACUAUUCUCAAAUUAUCUUUUUAACAGCUGUAAGACAUGCUGAAUAUCAACCUUCACACAUAAGCUGCAACAUUCAAACAACUUCAAAAUAACUUCUACAUUGCCUUUACUCUUUGUGUUGAAGUACCUACAAACUUCUGCAAACAUGUUUUAGUCAGUUAAUUGGUGCUCUCAAGUGGGCUUCUGCUUUCAAUGACCAAUGGGCCUUUGUUUCAUGGAGGACAUUUCUGACAGUAGGGAAAGCACAGAUAAAUAAUACAAUUCAUAGUGACUGAAUUCCAUUUAGUGUCCUUGGUUUCAGACUCCUGUAUUAUGUAUGCUCUAUCACUGUCACAUUAUCAUGACUUAUUGUGAAGCUUGAAUAGAAAGACAUCGUUACACUUCUCCUUUUCCUACCAUGACAAGUCAAAUUUCUGCUGUGAAAACAGCCAAUGAUUUGAAUAUGUAAGUUGAACUGUUGCAGUUUCUUUUAAUAAAUGCUUUCUUUGUUCCUAGCAUGA